CGUGUCUUUGCAUAUUCUUCCCCCAGGAUGACAUCGGGAUCAGCGGGGUGAUCGGGUCAGCGGUGUUCAACAUCAUGUUCGUGAUCUCUGUGUGUGCACUGUUCUCCGGGCGUGUGAUCAACAUCAACUGGUGGCCGCUGAUACGAGACUCCACCUACUAUUGCCUCGCUAUCUUCGCUCUCCUGCUUACCAUUUAUGACGAGGAGGUUACCUGGUACGAGAGCACCUUCCUGCUACUGUUGUACUUACUCUACAUCGUGAUGAUGUGGAAUAACUCGCGCCUCGAGGUCUGGGCCAACACACUCAACGUGCCCUUCAAGAACGCCACCCAGGGCGAGAAGUCCACCCUUUUCGGCACAAAGCCCGUACCUCCCAUGGGGGACCCUGGUCUGGUGAAGGACCCCACAGACCCUAAUAACCCGGAACUAGGACAACAAGGUAGGACCUUUUCUAUCCUUCUUUAUUUCCCGCUCCUUACUUCCCCCCGCCCUUCCCAUGUUUUCUUUCCUCUCGCCUUUUCCUGUCCAAUCAUUAUUUACAAACAGAGACAGAGUCCUCCUUCAAAUGACUCGCCAGCACUUUUCUUCAUCAAAAUAAACAAAAUGAUCUCGGAGGGCUUUCAGAUCCAGGGCAGCAACGUGGAGGUUCAUGCUAGGGUCCUGCACCUAUUUUGA
Molecule: messenger RNA, 674 nt
Organism: Cherax quadricarinatus
Lineage: Eukaryota; Metazoa; Arthropoda; Malacostraca; Decapoda; Parastacidae
Source: RefSeq, a predicted model, not a curated record